AAGAGCCAAAGGUGUACAUAAAUGCGCCUCGGUCGGAAAAAAUAAGGUUUCAGAAUAACACGUCGGUCCAAUUUUUUAUUCACUUUCUCAUCUGCAAAGACUGCAGGAUAGAGCUCUGUCUAAGGGAUCACGUAGGAAUAGAUUAGCGCCGAUAGUAUUGCAGCUUGGUGGCGUCCUACCUCUUCGGCCUGAAAAAUACCGAAAAGUACUUGAUUUCAGCCUCAUAGUUGCAGCACGAUACAAGAUGCCAGCAUCGCCAAGAGCUACUUCUGCUCGCCCCGCCUCGUCUUCGUCAUCUCAACCAGCGCUCCCAGGCGAGGGUAAUGCAAAAGGAAAGCCCGCGUCUCGCGCCGAAGGAGUGCCUAAAAAUCUUGCCGUCUCGAGCCGCGAGCAGCAACACGAGUCGUCGCUCUGGUGGUACAGGGGAUUGAAACUGUAUCACAGGUAGAAAAAGCGUAUUGUUGUAAAAGCAACUGCUCUAGUACCUCAGCACUGACCAUUCCAGGUUAUUACAGGUCCAUUUCUUGUAAGUGGUGGUGUGCAAGUGGUUGUAGGUGCAACCAAUACGACGGCAUUAUGCCGUCAUAAUGUUCUUGUGCCACAAGUCAAAGGGACAACAAGUUAACAUCAGCUGUGGUGACACAGAAACCGUGAAAAAGAAAAAGUUUCAGGUAACCAAAAAGCGAAUGGAAAAAGAUAAGCACGACGUCGAAGGGUCCAUUCAUUGGCAAUGGGAGACUUCGACAGCCAUAUAGAUUCGGAAUAGAUUCCAAAUAGAUUUGAAAUAGAUGGUUUCUGUUUUCCGAAAAAGCGUCUGCAGUUCUGCGGCACGCGAUCGAACGGAGAAUAAAAACAGUCACCGAAGUCGCGAGCUGGGCGAAAAAUGAGAACAAUUCUGACCAAAAUUUCCCGGGCCGAUGAGAAGUGGCCACAAGGUGCCUGCCCUAGCCCGAGAAAGUGGCCAGGUGAAGGGGGUAAUCUUGCAGCGCAAGCGCCGCGCUAUGCUUUUAGUUGGGCCUAGACUCUCGGACCAAGUAAGAGCAUACCCUGGCGCCUGGGAAAAAGAUUGCUCUGGCCCGCAAAAGUUGGCACAGGCGCCACGGCAUUCUUUUGCCGGGGCUGCCAGGUUUUAAGGCCAGGCACUGUCACAGCGGUGCGCUUGUGAUGCGAAAUUCUCCUGGCCCGAGAAAGUGGCCAGAUCGAUGAUGGGGGAGCGUGGUGUUUCUGAUGCGAAAAUGUUCUGGCCCGGGAAAGUGGCCAGAUAAGGGGGGGCGAUCUUGAAGUACAAGCAGCACGCUGUGCUCUUACCUGGGCCUCCAGACUUUGAGGCUCGGUAAGAGCAUAGCAUUGCGAUCGGAAGGAAAAAGACCGCAUCGGCCCAAAAAAAGUUGGCCCAAACACCACGGCACUCUUUUACCUGGCCUGGCAAAUUUUUUUUUGGGCCAGGUGGGAAAAAGAUAAGCACGACAUCAAAGGGUCCAUUCAUUCUGUUGCAACAUCAGCAAGUCAGAGAUGUUAUUGACACGCUUUUUUUCCGGAUACGACUCUUGCGGUGGUUUCCGUUUUCGUCGCCAUCGCGGUGCAGUACUUCGUAUGCAAUUCAGAUUCGGUCUUGUUUGCUAGGGUCUGCGGAGAAUUGAAUGAGAAAUGAUUUACAUGAUUUUGUUUUGCAUCCAUAUGUCUUUUCACAGUCUUAGGCCCCUCACAGACAGAGAUUGUACAGAGCCGUAUUCCUGUGAUUACUCUACAACUACGUAGACCCACGACCAGACACAACUGUUGUUUGCAGUCACUUAUACUCUUCCCCGUCGCAGCUGCACCUACCCCCGGAUCACCAAACACCGGAGGAACAGAAGGACGUUACCCCGCUUGCCGGAGAUGCAGAUGCCAUGGGAAGUCGAACCGCGAACGCUACCAUCAGUGGCGGUGUCGCGCGCGGGGAUAAGGAUUCGUCCAGAAGCGAGAGCAAAACUCACACAUCUUCCUCAGGAUUGGAGGCAGGAGCUGAGGACACUUCUAACCAAUCAGCCACGUCAGAACACCUCAACAAAAACGCCGAAACAAGCCUCGAGGCGGGCGGGCACGAGAACAUGAUAGAGAAAAAUGAAAACGAGCUAUUUAGGACGUACGAGUCACAAGCACCACCUGAGUCAUCUACUACGACAGGCGGAAACAAGAAAACCACUGCAGUGCCUACGUCCUUCCGGUUUGCGGACAUCCAGGAAGUGGAGUUUUCGGAGUACAAAGACGGUUGGAAGAGUGAAACGCUUCUGGAACUGCUUGGUAGCCACGUGAAGGCCCGCGUUCCGUUGAUCCUGCGGAACGUCGGGGUGCCGCGGGGCGUGGAGUCGCUGGACGCAAUCGUGGAGGGCGUGGAGCUAUCAAAUGCAAAUAUGUCUGGGUCUGGGAGAUUGCAAGAUUUGUGAUGCUGGAUUGCAAUGCCCCAUGAGGUCUGAAAUGCAGGGCUUCGCAUGACAGAUUCUGUGAGGUCUUUAUCGUGCCUAUUGUGCUGCAUGAGAAACUCCCCCUCAACUUGGUCAAAAGUGCAUGGCUUUUGGCAAUCACGCAACACAAAUUUUUUCAUGCUUGAGAUUUAGCAUGACAAGUUCCACUCUUUCCAGACCCAGACAUUUUUGCAACGCACAGGAGCAGGAGGACCAGCGCAUGCGAGCGGAGGAGAAGCGGCGAGGGGAGACGCCUGGCGACAUGAAGGGCGUCGUCAGCUCGAAUCGCGAAAAAGGAAAAGACAAGCUAACUGCGUCGUACGAGGAUCUCCCCGCGGAGGACUGUAUGAAAUGCAAAAAUGUCUGGGUCUGGAUGAGUACUUGCGAGGUUUGUCAUGCAUAUUUUCCAUGAGUCAUGAUGUCUGUGAUGCAUGCCUAGCAUCACAGAUUCUGAGCUUUCUGAUGCUCCUACCGCAUGAGAAAUGCCCUCUUUGCGUAGCAACAACUGGAACUCUUUUCCUGUUCAUGUACAGAUUUUAUGUAGAAUCCAAAGGCAGCAUCACAAGUUGCACCCUUCCAGACCCAGACAUUUUUACAUUUGAUAGGCUACCCGCCCGGGCAAAUGGAUGAGGAGGACGAGGAUGUUUCUGAAAACCUGUUGACCCUGUACGCGGUAUCCAGUGCUGCAGACAUCUGGGUCUGGAAGAAUGCAAGUUGUGAUGCUGCGUCUGGAUUUCAAAAAAAUCUGUAUUGCGUGAGCAGCAAAGGAAAUCUAAUUUUGGCUACGCAGAGAGGGCAUGCGUCAUGAUGCGGAAUAGCAAUAGGCAUCAAGAAGCCGAGCCCUCAAAAAACCUGUGAUGCUAGGCGGGCAUGCAUCACAGACAUCAUGGCUCAUGCAAAACGAGCAUGAUAAGUCUCAGAAUCUUCCAGACCCAGACAUAUUUGCAAUUGAUACGCGGCCCCCCACGAUUACUUUGAGAAAAAGUUUGGUAAGUUUGGCUCCGAACGGCGGUACGAGAACCUGUGCAACGGCAAGGGCCUUCCGUACGGCCGCUUUGAGGCGCCGAUCCGCAAUGAUCAGGUGUGGCUCGCGCUGAACGGGUCGAGCCCCCUGGAGCGGUGGGGCCCGGCGGUAUCCAAGAAAAAAACAUUGAAGGUGUAAGUUUUUUGGAGGAACAGCAUUACAAAUUUGUCUGGCAUGACAGCAAAAACCUGUCGCUGUCAUGCGCAGAUAGUACGUGAGAACGCCCUUUAAUGGACCCUACGACGCAUGCCAAGCAUGACAGACGCAAUCAUCUUGCAUGCUGCGCAUCACAAAUUUACACUAACAGCGUUUUUUUCUUGGAUAGGCGGUCCACCAGGACUACUGCGAGCACCUGCACCUUCAGGACGAGGAGGGCCUGCUGGACCGCCCGGCCGAUUUUCGCUGCACGAUGGGCCAGAUGCGCAAGUUGUUGAAGGUAAAGAAGAAAACGACGGCAGGAGCUUCUACGCCGACAAACGCGCAGGAGCAAGGACCACGGGCGGAAGUAGUGGCACAGCAAAGACGGGACCGCGGUAGUUACCAGCUGUACCUGCGGGAGGACUUGCUGGGAGAUCUCGCGGACUAUCCCGGCGCGAACUCCCCCGUGUUGCCGUAUCUCCACGACGCCAUUUUGAAAUCCCCGAGUACGCCACCGAUGGAAAUCCCACUCGACCCGGCGGGGCACGACACGAGCCUGCGCUACGAGUCCCGGGUGCUGCGGGGUGGGUCGCCAAACAGCCACGCGUUUGCGAACGUCGACUGCUAUUCGAACCUGCUGCUCAGCUACUUUGGGCGGAAGGACAUGUACCUGUUUGACGCCUUGCCAAUUGUUUCCACGCCCGAGCUAUGGAUUGCAAAUAUGUCUGGGUCUGGAAGAAUACAAACUUGUGAUGCGCAUUUCAGAAGACAGAAAAAUCUCUCAUGCAUGGGUCUCAAAAGCUGCCCACUUUCUGCGAGCAAAGUGGGGGAUUUGUAAUGCGAAUGCGGCAUCGCGGAAGCUUGAGCUUCUCGAAACCUGUGAUGCUAGAUCUUCCAUGCCAGACCUUCUGCGUCAUGCAAAAACAGCAUAUCUGCUCUCCCAGACCCAGUCAUAUUUGCACUCCAUACGAGCCGGCGCCGACCAGGAAGUGGGAAGCCGACGGUAAGAAUUCCUACUCGUCCAGCUUCGAAACCCUCUGGAAACUGCUGCGCAUCGGGGAAGAUCUCAUGUUGGACGCCGGCGCACCGGGCGCGGAAAUGGAGGCAAAUACUGCUGCGCCGUCUUCGACGUUGGUGAGUGGUCAGGACGAAGAUCAUGUUGACGCCGUUUUGUCAGGCAAGAAGAAGCAACAGCAGCAGAACCACAAGUCCGCACGGCAAACAGUCAUUGUGGACCGACUCCGGAAACGUUUCGCCGCUCUGAAUCUGACCAUCUCGAAAAUUUCGCUGGCCCCCGGCGACGCCGUGUUUAUUCCGGAACUUUGGUAAGUGGUGACGUCGCAUGUAGCUUUAUGUAUGAAAGUGAUGUCUAUUUGGGGAAGAUGAUGGUAAUCGAACUCAAAAUGAAUACGAACGUAUUUUUAGCGUUCCUUGAUGUAGUUCAGCAUGAGAACAAUCCGAGAAAACUGCCUUUUCACGACAAAUGGAAAUGACAAAAAUGACUCUAUCUCUGUAGGUACCAUGACGCGGCGAUGGUUGAUGCGGUGUUUGGCAUAUCCGAAAAAACAUUCAUCGUGAAACAGAAAGUUCGCACGGGUAGAAUAAGACGUAGUUUUCAAAAAUAACGAUAACCUCUUUAGAUGCUGGCAGUGCUAAGCCUAAGUACAACAGUGCCACUCGUUCUUGUGAAGAGCAACAGCAUGAGGACAAGGAAGUGCGUCUUUACUGCUGCCUUUGCAUCUUUGUUUUCAUCUGCACAACCAGAAUGCCAUGUCAACAUGCGACUUUUCUGCUAAACGAGGAACUUUUUUUCGUCCUUCCAUAGUGCAUGAAUGUCUUCUACAGCAGCAACGUCAAUGGUGGCGAAACGCUGUGCAAGUUCCUGAAGGGCUGUAUCGAGGGGGAAGGAAGGGCCUACGGCUCGGCACACGACCUGUGAAGGACGGGAGAAAAAGGAUUUUGCAUCACUUCUCGCCUACCUAGAGUAAGUACGCAAGCUAGUACUUCUUGUACUUGCGGGAUGGGUCCAUUUCUUGCAGAGGAACUGCUAACUACUCCAAGUCGAGUUGUUGAGCACUCUUUAGGAGCCUCCUCAUCUACUCGUCAGCGAUAUGGUUGGUGACCAGCCGGGUCGUAGUCUUUUUUCCUCCUUGACAGGCUACGGACCGGAAUCAUGCGGUGGCCGGGUGUCGGCCGCGCAGGCAGUUGUGGCGGCAAACAAAACAAUGACGUCGGGGGUGAACUGGAAAAUCCCGGUUAGCUACGCUUCGUUAUUCGACGACGGCGGGCAGCAGGCGUAGUAGCUGACACGCGGUCGCACGACGUGCUUGAUCUUUAGACUAGUCUGAAAAUGAAUCCCUGGUGAGAUGCUAAAUCCUAUUUUAUGCAGCAUCCACCUCAUCAUGGUCAUCAACAUGAUCGCGGCCAUGGCGAUACCGAUAGUGGAUUGUGGUUACAAAUACGAUGAAUGAUUUUUAAGCUUCAAAAAACGAAUUCUGUAUGUGGCGGUACCGGUAGGUCCGUGUCCUCGAAAUUAUUGUUUGAUAGCUACAGGCAGCGAUGUUAGGUUAUGUUGAAAUGGCGUACUCUCACAUGCACACCGAAGUACGAGUAGGACCAUCGUUAGGACCAGGACUGCCUGCUUUUCAAUUGCAACCAUCUCCGAUACUAGUAGAAUCUUUUCAACAACAUUCCAAAAAGUAAAUAAAAAGAGUCCACCUCCACGACACCAGUGAGUCUUCUUCUUUCUUCCCACACUGAAAAAAGAAGUUGGCGAUAAAAGAAAUCUAUCUUCAGAUGUGUGGGUCUUGCUGCCAUUCGUGGUGGCACGCCCAAGAGGCGAAAAAGCGCCUCUUCAUUGACGCGGGGUAAAACUUUCCUGUCUGCGAAAUAGCCCAUGGUAAAAUUUUUUGCAUUUUUCAUCGUAGAGUCUUUUUGUCGUUUCAAUUUUCUUUUCACCACUCUCUUUGAGUUUGAC
This is a messenger RNA of Amoebophrya sp. A120, 6583 nucleotides long. The record is from the annotation of a GenBank genome assembly. Lineage: Eukaryota; Dinophyceae; Syndiniales; Amoebophryaceae.